Molecule: messenger RNA, 942 nt
Organism: Pseudophryne corroboree (corroboree frog)
Lineage: Eukaryota; Metazoa; Chordata; Amphibia; Anura; Myobatrachidae
Product: alpha/beta hydrolase domain-containing protein 17C-like
Exons: 3
Coding region: 1-942 (313 amino acids)
Biological process (GO): regulation of postsynapse organization; protein depalmitoylation
Cellular component (GO): plasma membrane; endosome membrane
Molecular function (GO): palmitoyl-(protein) hydrolase activity
Source: RefSeq, a predicted model, not a curated record
AUGUUGGGCCUCUCUUGGAGGAGGCUCUUUUCCAUCUUUUGUUGCCCACCUUCGCUUAGCAGCAUAACAGCUAAAUUGUCCUUUCAACCACCAGAGCCUUCAUACACUCUACAGGAGAUUGAGGCCCCCCCAGCCCAGGACGUGGCUCAGGAUGAGCGGGUGGACCCUACAGUCUCCCUGCCUCCAAUAUGCAGUCUGCACCUGUCAGAAAGUGUUAAUUGCCUAUACUCCCAGUGGGAUCUGGACAUGGUAGAGAUGUUCCGAUGUAUCACAAAGCGGGGGAACAGCCUGGCCUGUAUGUAUAUCCGCUGUGCACCUGGGAGCCGCUACACGCUGCUCUAUUCUCAUGGCAGCAAUACUGACCUAGGCCAGGUGUGCAGCCACUACAUUGCCCUGGGCUGCAGGAUUGGAUGCAACAUCUUCUCCUAUGACUACUCUGGCUUUGGAAUGAGCAGCGGAAGGCCGAGUGAGAAGAACAUCUAUGCAGACAUUGAAGCAGCCUGGCACGCCCUGAGGACCCGAUAUGGAGUCCCUCCUGAAAACAUCAUCCUAUAUGGUUACAGCAUAGGCAGUGCCCCUUCGAUUGAUCUUGCAACCCGCUACAACUGUGCGGCCAUCAUUCUUCACUCCGCACUCAUGUCAGCGAUGCGGAUUGCCUUUCCGCACAUACGGAGGACCUUCUGUUACAAUCCCUUCCCCAACAUUAAGAAAAUCUCUAAAGUAACCUGUCCAGUUCUCAUAAUUCAUGGAACCGAAGAUGAGAAUAUUGAUUUCUCCCAUGGAUUGGGACUGUACGAGUACUGCCCACAAGCUGUAGAGCCUCUCUGGGUGAUAGGAGGCAACCACUAUAAUCUACAUCACUAUGCCCAGUAUGAAGAGAGGCUUCAGCACUUCAUAUAUCAAGAGCUGCCUUUCAUAUAUCAGGAGCUGCCCAAUCCAUGA